UUCUAGGCUGCGUGAACGCGCACGUGGAAGCCCCCGCGCAUAUUCAGAGAGCGACGGCGAUCGCGGUCGUUCAUAUCUUGGUCGUACAGGAGAUGCGACGCGCUCUCUUUUUGGAGAGCGCGGGUGAUAACUGUUGAAUGGCGAAGGGUCUCGAGUCCGCUUUAGAGGAAACGGACUCCGUUCCCGCGGAUAUCGGGGUGGGGUUCGAGAGCGUCGGGGUCUUGGGGGACUCCGACGAAUAUCACGGCCGGGCGACGGUCUCCUGCCUCUGGGGUUGUAACUGGAAACCUGGUCUCUACCACGAAAAAGCGGGCUUCUUGAACGGCGCCGGAAGGCACCCGGUGACCGGCUGCGAGCCCUCCCGCGAUCAGGAGCCCAGGUAUCAGCCGCAGGUCUUAAUGGAGAGCGGGCCCUCAGCGGAGGCGAGCGACCAUAGCGGAUAUCACCACGAGGAGAAGGUCGACGGUUUCGAUCUGAAGGCCGGUAGCUUUCUCCAAAACGACGCCCAUCAUCGUAUCUAAAAGGUCGCAAAUAUCCACAACCAUUAGCCAGGCUGUCACAAUAUGUCUGGGCUGGCUCAAGCGAUAGCUAUUAAUCCAACUGGGCCAGAAAUGGGACUGAUUAAAAAGGAGUUCCCAAACCUUCUAUCUCUGUCAC
Molecule: messenger RNA, 657 nt
Organism: Blastomyces dermatitidis ER-3
Lineage: Eukaryota; Fungi; Ascomycota; Eurotiomycetes; Onygenales; Ajellomycetaceae
Exons: 1
Coding region: 138-521 (127 amino acids)
Source: RefSeq, a predicted model, not a curated record